UGCGUCUCGAAGGCGUUCGUAGUUUAAUUUCGUUUCCCGGUUCUCUGGUUCGAGGUCGACGCGCGUAAUCGCAAAGACGCGUUCUUAUUGAAUAAGCUGUGAAUCUUCUUAUUAAGAUUGGUGGGAAAUAUCCCAGAAGAUGAAAUCAACACGCAAAGUAGUUGGGAUUUUUUUGGCCACCUGCCUGCUGCCUUUCACCGUUCUACAAAAUGUUGCGGCCCAAGGAAGUUGUAGGAAUCCCAACCAGAAACGGGGACGAUGCUUGUCCAUAUACGACUGUCAAAGUCUGCUUUCCGUGAUUCAACAGACUUAUGUCAGCCCGGAGGACAGAACCUUCCUUCGAAACUCGCAGUGCCUCGAUGGAGUAGGUCGCCAGCCAUAUGUUUGCUGUACAAGUGAUCGCAGCUUUGGAUCCCAGGAAAGCACAUCUGCAGCCCCGCCUCCAACGACUAUCAGUUCAAGUUCACAGGGUCAAGACGGUCAAGCGGGUCGGGGCAAUCUGCUGCCCUCGCCACCCAAGUGCGGGCCCCACUCCUUCAGCAAUAAGGUCUAUAAUGGCAACGACACUGCUAUUGACGAGUUCAUCUGGAUGGCGUUGCUUGAGUACGUGGAUAACAGGGGACGGCGGGAAAUCAGUUGCGGUGGCAGUUUGAUCAACAAUCGUUACGUUCUUACCGCCGCCCAUUGCGUCAUUGGUGCGGUGGAAACGGAAGUGGGUCACCUAACUACCGUUCGAUUGGGGGAAUACGAUACCAGCAAGGACGUGGACUGCGUAGAUAAAAUUUGCAACCCGCCCAUCCUUCAAUUGGGCAUCGAACAGGCCACUGUACAUCCCCAAUAUGAUCCUAACAACAAGAACCGCAUUCACGACAUUGCCUUAUUGCGAUUAGAUCGGCCCGUUUUGCUUAAUGAGUAUAUUCAGCCGGUUUGUUUGCCUUUGGUCAGCACACGUAUGGCCAUCAAUACCGGCGAGCUCUUGGUGGUCAGCGGGUGGGGCCGGACCACAACAGCCCGAAAGAGCACCAUCAAGCAGCGAUUGGAUCUGCCGGUGAAUGACCACGAUUACUGCGCGGGAAAGUUCGCUACCAGGAAUAUCCACCUGAUCAGUUCCCAGCUCUGUGUUGGCGGGGAAUUCUACCGCGACAGCUGUGAUGGUGACUCCGGCGGACCACUGAUGCGAAGGGGCUUCAACCAGGCGUGGUACCAGGAGGGCGUGGUAUCCUUUGGCAACCGCUGCGGACUAGAGGGCUGGCCAGGUGUCUACACACGGGUAGCCGACUACAUGGACUGGAUCCUGGAGACCAUUCGUCCCUGAGCAGCGGAACGAAGGCCGCUAUUGUUCUGAUAAUGUUUUAAUUAAAGUCAAGUCGAGAGUGCUCUUUGGGCAUGGCGCCCAUCCUUUAA
This is a messenger RNA of Drosophila mauritiana, 1404 nucleotides long. RefSeq names its product serine protease 7 (gene Sp7). Gene Ontology annotation, molecular function: serine-type endopeptidase activity. Bases 140 to 1315 code for a protein of 391 amino acids. The record is from RefSeq and is a predicted model, not a curated record. Gene Ontology annotation, biological process: proteolysis. Lineage: Eukaryota; Metazoa; Arthropoda; Insecta; Diptera; Drosophilidae. The transcript has 5 exons.